This is a messenger RNA of Triticum turgidum subsp. durum (durum wheat), 591 nucleotides long. NCBI's taxonomy places the organism in Eukaryota, Viridiplantae, Streptophyta, Magnoliopsida, Poales, Poaceae. The record is from the annotation of a GenBank genome assembly.
AUGAUCAGCCUCAUCUUCGUCGGCGUCCGCCUGGAGCAGCAGUUCGGAUUCUGGAAGGUCGGCCUGGUCUACCUCUUCUCGGGGCUGGGCGGGAGCGUGCUCUCGGUGCUCUUCAUCAGGAAUGGCGUCUCCGUCGGCGCCUCCUGCGCGCUCUUCGGCCUCCUCGGGGCCAUGCUGUCGGAGCUCAUCACCAACUGGACCAUCUACACCAACAGGCUGGCGGCCAUGGCGAACCUGAUAAUCAUCGCCGCCAUCAACCUGGCGCUGGGGAUACUGCCCCACGUCGACAACUUCGCGCACAUCGGCGGGUUCCUCACCGGCUUCCUCCUCGGCUUCGUGCUGCUGAUCCAGCCCCGGUUCGGAUGGCUGGAGCAGCCCUUCGGCGGCAAGACCAAGUCCAAGUACACGGCUUGCCAGAUCGUCCUCCUGGUCGUCGCCCUCCUCCUAGCCAUUGCAGGGCUUGCCGUAGGGUUGCUGAUGGUGUUCCGCGGGGUGAACGGCAACGACCAUUGCAGCUGGUGCCACUACUUACCUGCGUCCCGACAUCGCACUGGAAGUGUGACAACUAAUAAAAAAAUAAGAGGAGCCUAG